Molecule: messenger RNA, 564 nt
Organism: Arabidopsis thaliana (thale cress)
Lineage: Eukaryota; Viridiplantae; Streptophyta; Magnoliopsida; Brassicales; Brassicaceae
Product: RNI-like superfamily protein
Exons: 2
Coding region: 1-564 (187 amino acids)
Source: RefSeq, marked reviewed
AUGGAUCAUUCAUCAUGGACCUUGAGGGGUUACUCAAUAGAGAGCAGUAGUGUGGAAGACCUUCUUGGUAUGACUAAGCUCAGAACUCUCACGGUCCAUUCCCUUGAUGGUUGUACGUUAGAAACUCUGUCUGCAUCUCUCUGUGAAUCGAGAGAACUCGGGCAGCUUUCAUUGUACGAGGUCAUGCAUGAUAGGCAUAAUGAAGGAAAAUUAGUUCUUGAUUUGAUUCAACUCAAAUUUUUAACGGUGGGCAUGCAUAUGCCUAGGUUGCCUGAUCAACAUCGAUUCCCUCCAAACCUUACGAACAUAUGUCUUCGGUAUUGUUGCAUGGAAGAUGAUCCAAUGCCGAUUCUAGAGAAGUUGCUCCACUUGAAAUUGGUUGAAUUAUCAUAUGGUGCUUUCACUGGGAAGAAGAUGGAGCUUCCGGAUGAGGUCAUAUACAUAACAUCCUUAAAACAACUGACAAUUGGAGGAAGGAAUAGUGAAUGGGUGUGGAAAUUGUCUGAAAGAGGACAAGAUCACUACAAAGUUCACCACAUUCCUUGUGUUCAGUUUAUUUACUAG